AUCACAAAGAACUGUUUCCAUAGCUGUAAAGAGUCCAUAAGACAGAAACAAUAAACAACUACUAAAAAAUGGCAGGACUCAUGCACAUCAGCUAUGUGUUCAGAUUCAUCAUGAUUUUAGGAUUUGCUUUGUCUGUCUUAUCUUUGACCAAUCCUGGAAAGCGUACCAGCUGCUGCAGACAAGUUUCCAAGACGUUUGUGAAACAUAUUGUGAGUUAUGAAUACCAGCCCGAACAACUGCCAUGUGUAGAAGCUAUCAUAUUUUUUACAGAAAGUGGAAAUAUGUACUGCUCCAAUCCACAUGUCAAAUGGGUGCAAAAUAAAGUGGCACAACUCAACAAACUUAAAUAUCCAAAUGACAAUGAAGCUCCUGCUACAACACAGAGCAAUCAAGGAUUCAAAUCUACAUCAUUUUAGGAGAGCACAAAUAAGCCUGACCUCUAUAUUAAGAUGAGAUAUGUUUUAAAAUGUAUCACUGGAUUCAAGUUACUUAGUCAUUAACAGCCAUUUUAAUUUGAUUGCCACAUAUUGACGUUCUAUUAACUUUGCACAGCCUCAUUAGCAGUUUGCUACUGAAAAAAGUCAGCUGAAACAUAUGUGUGCUCUUUGACUAUAUGUCAUAGCUCCAUGUUUCCUGUUACAUUCAUUCUGUUGUUAACUGCACAGUUUAAUUUUGCUUACAAUCACAAACUCUGAUAAUAGGCCCAAAAACGCAUACGAGCAAUGCUUUUUUAUCAGUAUUUUUUCACUAUGAUAACAAUGCCUUACUCUAAAUGUUUUAAUGGAAUGUUAGCAAAUGUUUCUAUCAUUCAGUACUUUACAUUUGCAACUGGGAAGCUAGCCAGCUGUCUGGGACACAUGUACAACCCAUCUUAAAUGACUUCAUUGGCAGAAAAUGUAUCACCUCAAAGUAAUCAUUUUCAUAGCUGAAGCCAGAAACCUGAUAUUUCCCUCAACCCAUGCCCUCAAAAAUUGUAUGGGAGGUACAUCUGAAAUAAUGUACCUGUUAUAAUAACAUUGUUGCAGUUUAUUUCAAGCUGUAAUAAAAAAUGUGUUGAAUUUCUUUUAUAUGACCUUGGUAUCACUGCCCCUGACUCAGAUAUAGUACCAUUUGUAAGAAAGAAAGCAGUUGGGUAUAGAUUUGAAAAAAUAUUAGCCUUGAAAUCAUAUUUAUAUGUAAAAAAAAGUGACUAAACAAAAAGCUGAACCUGGGAUAAAUAAAUACCCAAAUAUGAUAACUCAUUACCGACAUAAUUCCAUAUUCACUAAAUCUCUUGCCAACACACAGUAUUAGAUGCAAAGAUUAAUGAAAGUCACAGUAAUGGCAUUUCAUUGUUUUAUAGGAAGCUUCAAGCAUGAGUUGUCAAAUUCUGACUUGCCAAGGAUCAGAAUCCCCAAACUGCGUUCCCUGUAAAAAGGUCCAACUAUGUUUUUUUUUUUUUUCAGUGGGGCUUUCCCCAUAACUAAUAUGUAUACCAUAUCCAUGGUGGCACUUACUCAGAGAAGGAGGAAAUUACUCUCAAAAAGGGCUCAGCAACAGUGAUUUCCUGUGGAGGAGCUCCAAUCUUCAGCAGUUUGGACUUCAAGCAACUGACUCUCAAGAGUUCAAUUCUCACCCAUCUCUAGGUUAUUUGUUAUAGUAAUACAUCUCCACAAAAUGUCAAAUGUUAGAAAAUUAAUUGUUUCAGUAACACAAAAUGAAAAUAUCAAUUUUUUAGUGUCUGUACACUACAGUGAUUUCCAAGUGUAUAUUUUGAAUAAUUGGAUUACUCUUUUCAAUUAUUGUUCAACAAACUUAGUAAAAAGUGAAUUGAUAUAUAUUUUUAUAGGAAAAUAUAAAUGGAUUCUUACAAAAAAUGUACAAGUAUGUAUUUAAGUGGUUAUUUAUUACUAUAUAUUUAUUUUAAAUUCUAUUAAUUGAUAUAUGAGAAAGAAUUCUAUCCUGUCUGUGUUUAAAAGCAUCAGAUUUCUAAUGGAUUAACUGACUAUAAAUAAAAGAGAAUGCUGUUAUGUAUUUUAGUGAAUAAACACCAAUGUUUGCAAUGUCAGAAUAUAUUGACAUCCUCUGGAUGUAUCAAAAUAAAACAUUUCUGGACACAUGAA
Molecule: messenger RNA, 2102 nt
Organism: Protopterus annectens (West African lungfish)
Lineage: Eukaryota; Metazoa; Chordata; Ceratodontiformes; Protopteridae
Product: C-C motif chemokine 2-like
Exons: 4
Coding region: 69-416 (115 amino acids)
Biological process (GO): immune response
Cellular component (GO): extracellular region
Molecular function (GO): chemokine activity
Source: RefSeq, a predicted model, not a curated record